Messenger RNA from Microthlaspi erraticum, 1425 nucleotides. Lineage: Eukaryota; Viridiplantae; Streptophyta; Magnoliopsida; Brassicales; Brassicaceae. The record is from the annotation of a GenBank genome assembly.
AUGUCUACAGCAUGGAGACUGAAGUUGCUUCUUCUGCUUCAACUUCUCCUCUUGACACAACAUGGUGUUACUUCAUCAGCCUCUGUGGUUAGCUAUCUUCCUGGUUUCGAAGGUCCUAUUCCUUUCCACCUUGAAACUGGGUCUGUUCUUUCUUCCUCUGUUUUCUUCAAUAUUCAUGACUAUGUACUACAACUCAAUGAGUUUGAAUCCUUGAAUCUCUCUCUCUUUCUUAUGAAAAGCUAUAUUGGUGUUGGUGAGGAAGAGAAAACACAACUUUUCUACUACUUCAUCAAAUCAGAGAACAAUCCUGAAGAAGACCCUCUUCUUAUUUGGUUGACUGGAGGACCUUUUUGCACUGCUUUCGCUGCCCUUGCUUUCCAGAUCGGGCCGUUGACUUUCAAGACUGAAGAUUACAAUGGAGGUUUGCCUUCUCUUGUCUCCACUUCCUAUUCUUGGACAAAGGUAGCUAACAUAAUAUUCUUGGAUCAACCUGUUGGGACCGGCUUCUCUUACUCAAAGACUCCUCUUGCUGAUCCGCCUAGUGACACAGGAGAAGCAAAACAGACCUAUGAGUUUCUUCAAAAGUGGUUAUUGGAACAUCCAGAGUUAGUCUCAAAUCCUCUCUAUGUCGGUGGAGACUCUUACGCCGGUAUAGUUGUUCCAGCCAUUGUUCAACAGAUCUCAAUAGGAAAUGAACAUGGCAACAAACCAAUGAAUCUUAAGGGUUAUGUUCUUGGGAAUCCGACAACAGAGUAUGAUAGUGAUUGGAACCAUAGAAUUCCAUUUGCUCAUGGAAUGGGAUUAAUCUCUGACGAACUCUAUGAGUCACUUAAGAGAAGCUGCCAUGGGAAUUAUGUGAAAAUAGAUGCUGCCAAUACACAUUGCUUGAAAUUAGUGGAAGACUACAACAAGUGUGUUUCAAGGAUAAAUGAAGGAUCUAUUUUGAUACCAUUGUGCGAUUUAGCACCACCGACUCAAUUAUCAAUAGAGAAUGAUGGAAGAAGAAGUCUUAAAAGACUUGGCCACUCAGAUCUUUCUUUUACAACUCCUGAUUGCUAUAUGUAUCGGUAUGUGCUAGCUACGCAUUGGGCUAAUGAUGAAGAUGUGCGCAAAGCCCUUCAUGUGCUGAAAGGGAGUAUAAGGAAUUGGGUGAGAUGCAAUUGGGAUUUGGCUUAUGAGAAAGAUAUAAAGAAUAGUGUACCGUACCAUCUAAGCAAUAGCAUCAAAGGGGUUUAUAGAACACUGGUUUUUAGUGGUGAUCAUGACAUGAUGGUGCCUUUUCUUGGAACCCAAGCUUGGAUUAGAUCUUUAAACUAUUCAAUCAUUGAUGAAUGGAGGCCAUGGUUUGAUAACAAUCAAGUUGUUGGAUACACAAGGACGGAGGAGGGCACACUGCAGAGUAUAAACCAGAGGAGAGCGCCGUGA